This is a messenger RNA of Drepanopeziza brunnea f. sp. 'multigermtubi' MB_m1, 3510 nucleotides long. The record is from RefSeq and is a predicted model, not a curated record. Lineage: Eukaryota; Fungi; Ascomycota; Leotiomycetes; Helotiales; Drepanopezizaceae.
AUGGAGAGUGUUCACGGCGUCGACGUGAGCUGGAUGAGCAAGCAUGGAGAUGCCCGCGCUGCCGUCGCCUCUUCCUCCGAAAAGCCAAAAACAGUACAUCAUGGCCAUCCUGCAGACUCCCAGCCGACGGCCCCGAAGCCCAUACCAGCCAGACCAAACUACGCUCGCAGCACUUCGAGCGACAAGGCAACAACGCUGAACGGCAUCCUCUCAAGAUCCGUGUCCCCCUCGACCCCCUCGCGGCGGAACUCCUGGCUCUCCAGCAUCUCGUCCAAGUUCUCCUCGUCUGUCAGCCUACAUCCACAUGCUUCUCCCUCUACGCCGUCCUCACAGGCAAGUCCGAAUAUCCAGGAUGAGCCAACGAUACCUACAGGUCCUCAGUCCCCGAAAAAUGCUGUACUGCCACAUGCUGUGAAGCCUGCGGGCGAUGUACCGUACACGCCGGCGCCUCCGAAAUCUACAGGGCCGAAUUUCCUGCAGAGCGCUCUGAGGCGACUGUCGAGCUCUGCGGGGCAAUUACAAACACCUAGCAAAGGACUGAAUAACGGGAUCUGUGAGAGGAAGGUUCUGAACGUGGAUAAGAGUCGGGAGAGAUGCCACAUUUUGGAGCUGGAUCAGUCGAAACUGCGUAGGGUAGCUUUCUGCGUAGAUGUUGAGAUUGCGAGUGGACCGAAGUACUUGGAUGAGGAAGAAGGUGUGAAGGAUGAGGAGGGUGAAGAGAAGAGCGUUGUUGAGAAAGGGGAGGCCGAAGCGCUGAAGAAUCCUGAGGAGGUUACGAGUGAUAAGGAAGCUUGUGGGUUUGUGACUCCUGCUGGGGAGGGAACGGGAGAGGUGCAUCCUACGGAGAGUACAGGGCUGGAUACUACGACUACGAAUGUGAAGGACGAUGCUCCGGCGGCUGAUAACACGAAGAAGAGGGAAAAGAAGAAACGGAGUGAGGAGGAGAGGAAAGCCAGGAAAGAGAGGAAACGGAAAUUGGCAGAGGCUAAUGGGACCGUACCGGUCGAACUGGUUAGGAAUCCUAGCGAUAGCUCUGGGAGAGCAGUCCCUACAGGAAAUGGAAAAUCAAAGACUCAGGCCUCGCCCACGACCGACCCAGCACGGAUAUACCGACGAUGCUGUCAACUGAGGGAAACGCCUAUAUUGAAGAGGAUAACGGAGCAGUUGAUGGAUCCUGGCGGGCAACCUGGGGUACCCGGUGUGGUGGCCAAAUUAGAUCUCACCGGAUACUGGCUCCAACUUCCCGAUCUUGUCACCCUUGGGGAUUACUUCGCCGUUGUUCCCGUCAAAGAGCUGAUCAUGGAGAAUUGCGGACUGACUGAUGAGGGUGUCCGGGUUCUCCUAGCUGGUCUCUUAGCGGCAAAAUGUCCGGAUUGGGAAAGAAGAGCGCAUAAGAAGGGGAAAUGGGGUGAGGUACCUCAGGGUGGAUUCGUGGAGAGAAUCGUGUUUAAGAACAAUGCGAAGAUUGGUAGAGAUGGCUGGAGGUACAUAUCGACCUUUAUCGCUAUGUGUCGGACGUUGAAGUCGAUGGACUUAUCCAAGGUCCCUUUCCCUAAGCAAGUUUCGCCACCCAGCACGCCGAGUGUACAUGCGCAUGGCGUCAAUUCCCAUAUUAAUCGAACUGCAAGCUCAACAGGGACGACGAGCUCGGUAGCCACCAAUCCUGAUAUUUCCUGCCUUCUUGGCAAGGCGAUUGGCGAACGCCUUGCUGGCCGAGAAUUCGAGCUACUGAACUUGGCUGAAUGCGGGAUAAGCACGGAACAGCUGGGGACUGUCAUCGACGGGACCAUCAAGUCUGGGCUGCGGCGUCUCGGCCUCGCCGGGAACAACAUCACUUCCGAGGGGAUGCAGCAUGUUGCUCGGUUCAUCCGAGACGGCAAGUGUGAAGGUUUAGAUCUGGGUGGUAAUGAUCUGAAAGAUCAGCUGGGUGUGAUAGCAACAGCGCUAGGCGAGCAUGAGACCGGAUCCGAGCUUUACGCGUUGAGUCUUGCGGACUGCAGGCUUACCCCGGACUCGCUUUGGAGCUUGUUCCCAGCAUUGGCGAAGCUCACGAAUUUCCGGUUCAUUGAUCUAUCGCAGAACCAUGGGUUAUUUGAUUCGGAGGCGACUGCACUUUCGCUUCUCCGAAGGAUCCCAUCACUGAAGCGAAUACACCUCGCCGAUGUAUCCAUGACCUCUGAACAAGCCAUCGCGCUGGCAGAGAUCCUACCAGAGAGCCCGAACCUAGCGCAUGUCAACAUUAUGGAGAACCCAGGUCUGGCAGCUCUAGCCAGUGCCAAGGGCGAAGCCAACCAAGAAGAGGCGUGCGCCCUAUACGCCUCCCUCAUGGCCGCCGUCCGUGUCUCGAAAACAAUCAUCUGUAUCGAUAUUGAGGUUCCAUCCCCUGAGUCGUGUGAGGUCGUCAAGGCCCUAGCCAAGCAAGUUGUUGCUUACUGCUUGUGGAAUAUGGAGCAUGGGCCGGUGGCUGAGAUUGAUGAGACUGCCGUGGCGAUAACAGAACCUCAUUGCGGCGAAAAGGAGGUUUCUGUGCCGGACGUCCUAGUACAUCUCGUAGGUGACAUCGAAGGCGAGCAUGACCAUGACGAAGACGAGCCAGCGCCUGAUGAUGAUUAUGUUAUUGGUGGCACCGGCGUAGUCAAGGCAUUGGGUAUCUGCCUACGGAACAAAGGAAAUGAAUCGAGACGACCAUCAUCUGAUAGUCUGUUCGAUUCAAAGGAAGGUGAUAGCCGUCCGGUAGCGCCGAGUACAGCUGUGGGAGCAGGAAAGGCCAAGGACAUGUCCAAGAAUCUUCUUGGAAGCGCUCGUAAGAUUAGAGCAAGGUUACAGCCUGCACUUGUCAAGGAGUCGCGGUCUGCCAAUAGUAUCAACUACAUGCGUCUCCAGUUUCUAGACCAAACCCUAGACGGCAUGAUCAAACGGUUCGAAGACGAAUAUCCCGAAACCCGCCUACAAGAUUCGACGACAGUUGCAUUCUCCCCCGCAUUGGACCCAUCAAGUCCAUCUCUGAGCAUCGAGGCCCCUACGAGCGGCGGCGACACUGCUGACGGCGACCCCUCCUUCCCAGAAACCACGCAGAUUUCCGAUGACGAAUACCACCCCAUCCGACCCGUUCUCUCGCGACACAAUUCGGACGUCUCGCUCGCGAACCGCGCCCUUGCGCAGGAAGAAGGCCGCAUGCAUCGCUUCGGCCAACAGUUCCGCCGCGAAAUCCUCAAGCCCGAGACGGGAGACCCGGACCACGGCACGGUGGACCUAGAGGAAAAGCCUCGGCAUCUGCAGUGGCUACGGGCGAUGGUGGACGGCUUCGGCGGCGAGGAGAUUAAGAACCACAUCCUGAGUCGAGGCGACGAGGCCGUGCUGGAGGAGCUGAACAACGAGGCGUCUGUGCUGAGGCGGCAGUUGCAGGAGCAGGACCCUGAGGGAUGGAUGAAAUUCGUGGAGAGUCAGGAGAAGGCGGUUCGGAACCAGCGGUUGGCCGGGGUGGAGAAGAACGUCAGCGCUAUUGAUUAG